UAUAAGGUCUUGCUUCGGAGAAAAAGGUAGAAGUAUAAGCAUGUCCUUGUUUUCAUAUUCAUAAUGAUUAACUUAUACUCGCGAGGAUCCUUCAAGACGAGGUAAAAGCGACAUGUCCUGACUUGUUCCAGCUUGUAGUUGAUGUGGGAGUUCGUUCACUCAGCAUCACUGACAGGUGUACUCCAGAGCUUACACAGACCGUUCCGUAUUUUAACUGGAUACAGUUUUUAUCAAAUUAAUAAGCAUGUCAUUCUCAAGUGAUGAGGAAACUAUAGAAAAUAAUAGCAAC
Messenger RNA from Acanthoscelides obtectus, 289 nucleotides. Lineage: Eukaryota; Metazoa; Arthropoda; Insecta; Coleoptera; Chrysomelidae. The record is from the annotation of a GenBank genome assembly.